This is a messenger RNA of Psammomys obesus (fat sand rat), 4524 nucleotides long. RefSeq names its product WD repeat and SOCS box containing 1 (gene Wsb1). Bases 268 to 1530 code for a protein of 420 amino acids. NCBI's taxonomy places the organism in Eukaryota, Metazoa, Chordata, Mammalia, Rodentia, Muridae. Gene Ontology annotation, molecular function: protein binding. The transcript is spliced from 9 exons. Gene Ontology annotation, biological process: intracellular signal transduction. The record is from RefSeq and is a predicted model, not a curated record.
GCGGCGGAGGCGGAGGCGGGCUGCGCAAGUCCGUGAGUGCGAGGCGCGCCGGCUCUUUUGUCUGAGUGCGACCCGGCGGCGCGUUCCCAGGCCUUCCGGUGGUUUGCCCCGGGCAGUCCGCAGACGCCGCAGCGGCCGCCCGUGCUCUCGGUUCGGUCCCCACACCCGGGAAGGACCGAGCCCGCGUCACGCCCCUCAGCGCCCUCCGAGUCCCUUCUCUGUCGCCGCGUCCGAAUCGAGUUCCCGGAAUCAGACGGUGCCCCAUAGAUGGCCAGCUUUCCUCCGAGGGUCAACGAGAAAGAGAUCGUGAGAUCGCGUACUAUAGGGGAACUUUUAGCUCCAGCAGCUCCUUUCGACAAGAAAUGUGGUGGUGAGAACUGGACUGUUGCUUUUGCUCCAGAUGGUUCCUACUUUGCAUGGUCACAAGGAUAUCGUAUAGUGAAGCUUGUCCCGUGGUCCCAGUGCCUUAAGAACUUUCUUCUACAUGGUUCCAAGAAUAUCACCAAUUCAAGCUGUCUGAAAUUGGCAAGACAAAAUAGUAAUGGUCAAAAAAAUAAGCCCCCCGAACACAUUAUAGACUGUGGAGACAUAGUCUGGAGUCUUGCUUUUGGGUCUUCAGUUCCAGAAAAACAGAGUCGUUGUGUUAAUAUAGAAUGGCAUCGGUUCAGAUUUGGACAGGAUCAGCUUCUUCUUGCUACAGGAUUAAACAAUGGUCGCAUCAAAAUCUGGGAUGUGUAUACAGGAAAACUCCUCCUUAAUUUGGUAGAUCAUAUUGAAGUGGUCAGAGACUUAACUUUUGCUCCAGAUGGGAGCUUAAUUCUUGUAUCAGCUUCAAGAGACAAAACUCUCAGAGUGUGGGACCUGAAAGAUGAUGGAAACAUGAUGAAAAUAUUGCGGGGACACCAGAACUGGGUGUACAGUUGUGCAUUCUCUCCCGACUCUUCUAUGCUGUGUUCAGUUGGAGCCAGUAAAGCAGUCUUCCUUUGGAAUAUGGAUAAAUACACCAUGAUAAGGAGGCUAGAAGGGCAUCACCAUGAUGUUGUAGCUUGUGGCUUUUCUCCUGAUGGGGCAUUGCUUGCUACUGCAUCUUACGAUACUCGUGUGUGUGUAUGGGACCCGUACACCGGAGACAUUCUGAUGGAAUUCGGGCACCUGUUUCCCCCACCUACUCCAAUAUUUGCUGGAGGAGCAAAUGACCGAUGGGUACGAGCUGUGUCUUUCAGUCAUGACGGACUGCAUGUUGCCAGCCUGGCCGAUGAUAAAAUGGUGAGGUUCUGGAGAAUUGAUGAGGAUUGUCCAGUAAACGUUGCACCUUUAAGCAAUGGUCUUUGCUGUGCCUUUUCUACUGAUGGCAGUGUUUUAGCUGCUGGGACACAUGAUGGAAGUGUAUAUUUUUGGGCCACUCCAAGGCAAGUCCCUAGCCUUCAACAUUUAUGUCGCAUGUCAAUCCGAAGAGUGAUGUCUACCCAAGAAGUCCAGAAACUGCCCGUUCCUUCCAAGGUUUUGGAGUUUCUCUCCUACCGGAUUUAGAAGGAAGUGUGCUGCCUUUCCUGGUAGGGCCAGACAGAACAUCCUUUACAAAACACACCUCAAAGCUUUACCAGCUCAAGCAUCUGUUCUUGAAGGCUCGGAAUAUGUAUUUAACUUGAUCAACUCUUAUACUUCAUUUUAUUAAUUGGACUUUUAAAGCAUUAUUUAUAGACCAUAGGAGAAAUAUUUCUGAACGUAUCAUGUAAUUUUUUAAAAAGAUUAACUGUGAAAACAUAUACAUACAUGUAUGUAUUUAGACAUGAGCUGCUAUGUAUUGAAUGUGCCCAUUUAGUUUUCUAAUUCUUAGUUCUGACCUGUAUAUAUAGCUUUAGUAGAGCCACGGUGUGUAUAUGUGCUGGUUUUUUUUGUUUUGUUUUGUUUUUUGAAAACAGUAAACCUUAACUUGGGCCCUACAAGGUAGUUUUAGUUGCAAUCUCUCAAUGAAGGUGGCACGUGCCUAGAUAGCUAGAUCAUAAAUGGCAGCCAGUUCUGGUAUAGGUCCAUCAGCAGGUUGAAAUCAGGCAGACAUUGUGUGCUGAAUGGUAUAUUCUGGGACCCAAGCAUCAAUUACUGUCUUGUUGGACGGUGUAGUUGUCCUAGCUCCAAUACCGUCACAUGGACAGGUUCCCAUCUACCUUGAUAGUUAACUGAAGUGCAACAUAUAGCAGGUUCAUGAACUCUGCAGUCUUGAACAUACAGAGCAGAUUCCCAGCCUGCCCAGUGACCCCCUGAGCUUGACCCUCCCUGCUGUGCUGGCUGAAGGCUAGCACACUAGUGUACUCAUCCGUAUCUGUUCAGGCACGAAUAAGAUCAAGCAAGGCUAACCAUGGGAAGCCUCGAUGGCACACAGUGGUGUCACAAUGCCAGUUACCACUUGAAUUGUUUGUUGACACAGAAACCCCAAGUGCAGGGCAUGAGGCAUAACAGCCUCCCCGAUCCAGUUAAACAUCUGCUUAAAGUCUGUGCGGCAGUUUCCAUGCUGCCAGUGGACUAUCAGAUGGUCUCAGACUCUCAGGAUUUGGUCUCAAACAAUGUCAAGAUUGUCAACCCUUGUCUUAUGUGGAGGUUGUCAGAAUCUUCCUUCUCUGGCAUUGGUUACAUUCCCACCAUUUGUUAUUGCAACAGCCGGGGCAACAGAUUGGUGAUGUGAUUCUGUGCAGCUGAUGCAGCCUACGUGCAAGACACCAGGACAAGUAAGGCAGCCACGACAGCUUGCAGCACCUCUUGGUCCUACAGGUUGGCCAUUGGUUACAUCAGGUGUCAUGUAGGGUGCCAGUGCCCAUGUUGCAGGUCCCCAUUGCCAGGAGGGUUUGAUACUCCAGCUGGUGGCACACCUGAAAUUCUGUCUUGAGGCCCGUGUGCUGCCAGAUGAUGCAUCCAUGGCUCCCAGUUCCCGGGGUUGAAUGUUAAUGACCUUGUGGAGCAGUUGAACUGGGAAUGCAUUUUGCCAGGCAGGUCCAACCAAGCCCAUCAACCAUGCCACAUCUGCUAGGUCAACAUUUUCAUCUCCGAAGCUGUUCUGUGUCAACUCCAUCACUUGCUGAUCAGUCAUGAAAGUUCCCUGUCUAGGUUUGAGAAACAGUACAAGCAUACUCAGUGCCACAUGGCUUCUUGCAUGUCAUGGUCUUGAAUUAUGCCUUAUCUCAAUUUAGUGAUUACCUCCCUCACUUAGAGCCCUCUCGGCGCCUGUUCAGCGAAUGGACGGUCCUGAAUGUGGAAACAAGCUUGUUCGACCUGCUCCCAGCACCCCCCCUCAGGUCCUCAAUGCCUUCUAGAAGGAAUGGAUUGUGAGCAGCCCUGAUUCAAGCAUUUGCAAGCACCUGCAAUGCAAGAGACCAACUUUUAAACCAGUAGGAUGGUUGUUACUUAGUUCCUAACUAUAUGUGCUGUUUGGAGGCAAAUUCAGUGGAAUUUUUAUUCUUUUUUAUUUGGGGGCACUGAGUUUAGAUGUUUGUUGAUUAUUAUUAAUAUUUAAUACUGAUUUAUCUUUUAGUUAAACAGCAGUUAUAACUAAACCAGCUACAUACCCAAAUCCCCGCAUAAAGACUAGGAUAUUUAUUUAAUUAGCUAAGAGCACGAUGCUGGGCAAUAAUUACUCCAUCUUAAACCUCCAAGCCUGCAUAACUUUUCUCCCAUUCAGAUUUCUGACAUUAUACUUGCUUUUUAGUCCUAUCUUAGGUCCCUUCCAUUUCUCCUGAUGUUUCCAGUUUCCAGGUCUUCUCCUUUCGGGUUCUCUCCUCCCCUCAGGACCAGGAUGUCCCACCCUAUUCUCUCCAUUGCUCAGCAUUGGUUGGUUGUUUUUAUUGGCAACACAGAGAACAUAUUUACACAAACUUCAGGCAGACAAUGAAAUGUCUGGAAAAUUUUGAAAUGUCGUGAAACCAGAUAGUGGUGGUGGUGGGGGGGAAUCAGCAUUUGAAUGAACAAGGGUAAAUUGUACACAUUCCACAAGAACAUUACACCAACAGAUGACGCUGAAUUAAAGCAGAAUUGCUUCAUAGGAAAUGGAAUUGGUUAGGAUGGGUGGUGUUGAACUGACUAGGGAGAGUUUUUGUAUAUGAAAAAGAUUUUUUUUUUUUUCUCAAAGAAUUGUGUCAGGGAGUUUGAAUGUGACAUUUAAAAAAUGAGCCAGGAAAAAGGUAGCUAGAGAAAGGUGAUAUCUCUGUAGGCCUUAAUUUUGGAAAGCAGCUACUUACCGCUCAGAGAAUAAAGUAUUAUGCAUUUUUGUCAAUUUGAAAUAUAUAUUCUACUGUAUUAUUGCUGAAUAUUUUGUUACUACUAAGGGACAAUUAUUUUAAAACUUUUUUUUUUUUAACAUAUAUUCUGUUUCUGCUGAAGAUAAUCUUGGUAACUUACCAAAGAGAAUCAGUACAAUAUGUCCGCUUCAGCUUUUUAUUUAUCUCAUCUGCAGAUGUUGAGAAUGUAUGUAUUAUGUAAAAUGCUUGUUUUAUAUCUUUGAGUUUUUUAAUUAAAAGACAAAAAUAACACUGCAAA